Molecule: messenger RNA, 881 nt
Organism: Volvox carteri f. nagariensis
Lineage: Eukaryota; Viridiplantae; Chlorophyta; Chlorophyceae; Chlamydomonadales; Volvocaceae
Gene: prpL19
Product: plastid/chloroplast ribosomal protein L19
Exons: 1
Coding region: 20-484 (154 amino acids)
Biological process (GO): translation
Cellular component (GO): ribosome
Molecular function (GO): structural constituent of ribosome
Source: RefSeq, a predicted model, not a curated record
AACACUGCCACGUAGAAGGAUGCUCGCAUCACGUCCAGUUGUUCGGCCCUUCACGGCUGGGAGGCGCACGGUGGCUGUGCAGGCCAAGCUUAGCCUGCACACCCUGACGCAGGAGCUGUCCAGGUCCCAACUAAAAAAGGAUCUUCCUUCGGUAACUGUUGGAGAUAGCGUUAAGGUUGGCCUAGCAGUCCAAGAAGGCAAUGGCAAGACGCGAACUCAGACCCUGGACGGUCUUAUCAUCGCCGAGCAUGGGAGCGCCAGCAGCAAGACCUUGACCUUUCGCCGUGUCUUCCAAGGCGUUGGUGUGGAGCUUGUCAUGCCGGUUCAUUCACCUGCAGUCCAGAAAAUCGAGUUUGUGCGCCGCGGUCGCGUGCGCCGCGCUAAGCUCUUCUACUUGCGGGAGCGCAUCGGCAAGUCUGCAAGGUUGAAGGAGGUGGUUGGUGUACGCUCCGAGGACGUGGCGGCGCCGAAGCAGAAAGAGUAAAAGGCAGCCGCAAUUGAACCUGGACAUUCCAGCCGUUCCAAACAUCUAGCUGGAGACUUGUUCUAUGCGUGGUGUAAUCAAAGUGCUAACAAGGUGGGCUCAGGGUGUGGAUUAUUGGCAAUUUUUCGCUCAUACUGGGCGACCAUGCCGACAUGGCAGACAGAUGAUUCAAUGUGUUCGCUUCAUCCCAGGGGCUCCUGUCAGCUAAGUGGAGGGUUGCAGCUUGAACUUGUGGCUUCGUUUGUGGUUUACAUGGCUGGGUGAGGUGUUGAAUAGGGUGUGUAUGGCUGUGGUGGGGUCCGGGUCACUACCGUUUUCUUCCCAAGGGAAAUUAUUAAACGGUACAUUCGACGCUGGGUUGAAACUACCGCUGUAAUCAUGAUGUAACCAGCUUAUU